CAUCAUCUCGACAUUUUCGACGCAACGUUCACGUGCAAAGGACGGAGGAAGCACGGUGCAGCGCACAAGGUCAGUCGUCCUCUUGCGAAGCAUCUCAUCCCUCGGCCCCCCCACGCCGCUCGAAACGGCGCCGUUUCGGGCCGGGUGAGGAGAUCCAGAAUCGGAGCUCCCUCGAUCCCGACGCAAGACAGGAUCGGAUCCCGUCAAAAAGGCAGGCGAGCGGGGGAGCGCUUCGCUUCUCGCUCCUGCAAAGGGAAAAAUGGAGGACUGGUGGAAGCGAGCCAAGACCUUCGCCGAGGAGGCCGCGAAGACGUCCCAGACCCUCGCCGCCUCCGCCGCCUCCUCCGCCGCCUCCGCCAAGAUCUCCGAUCUCAUCUCCGAGACCGCCAAGAAGUCCCGCGAGCUCGCCCUCGAGGCCUCCAAGAAGGCCGACGACCUCAAGGCCGCCGCCCUCCAGCAGGCCGACCAGAUCAAGUCCAUCGCCGCCCUCCCCCCGCCGCUCGUCGCCGGCCCCUCCGGCAAUGCCGCCACCCCGGAGGCGGCGGCGGAGGAGCUCGAGAAGCUCGGCGUCACCGGCGACCUGCGGGAGUUCGUCAAGGGGUUCACGCCCGCCACGUUCCAGAACUUCCCGAUCCGAGAUGACGAGGAGAAGGAGGAGGAGGGCGAUGCCGCCGCGGCUGGUUCGAACGUGAGGCGGGAUCUUACGGAGUGGCAAGCGAAGCACGCGACUCUCGUUCUCACCACCGUGAAGGAAAUUUCGCGGCUGCGAUAUCAAUUGUGUCCUCGGGUCAUGAAAGAGAGGAGAUUUUGGAGGAUCUAUUUUACUCUUGUGAGCACUCACGUGGCCCCAUUUGAGAAAAGGUACUUGGAGGACGCUAAGCUCAAGGCUGUGGAGCAGGCUAAAGCUGAGAAGAUGAUGCAGGCCCCAGUUGCAGAGAUCCAAAAUCCUAAUGCGGUGGAGAAGAACGCAAAAAGCAGUACAUCGAGUUUGUCAGCUCAGCAAGACUUGGAUACUUUUCUUCUAGGAGAUCUUGAGGACAGUGAUGGAGGCGCAGAUGAUGGUGAAGGGAGCUUUGCUGAUGAUUUUGAUAAGAUUGAUAAUCUGGAUGAUGAGGAUGAGGAGGAUCAGCAGAAACCAACAUGAUCAAAGACUUGGAGGAACUUCCCAUGGUGGUUGUUUACUAGAGGCUAGAUCGAUAAUAUAUGUAAAUACCCAUGUUGUCCCUCUCCAGUCUGGAGUGAACUUGCUCUCUCUUGCUUGCUGUUUUGGACACUCCCUUAAUUUAUUCGCUUGGAACAUGAAUAUGAAAAUUUCACAUGCUUGGUUU
Eucalyptus grandis is the source of this 1328-nucleotide messenger RNA. RefSeq lists its product as uncharacterized. NCBI's taxonomy places the organism in Eukaryota, Viridiplantae, Streptophyta, Magnoliopsida, Myrtales, Myrtaceae. The record is from RefSeq and is a predicted model, not a curated record. The transcript is spliced from 6 exons. Bases 260 to 1144 code for a protein of 294 amino acids.